Molecule: messenger RNA, 2888 nt
Organism: Osmerus eperlanus (European smelt)
Lineage: Eukaryota; Metazoa; Chordata; Actinopteri; Osmeriformes; Osmeridae
Gene: dpysl5b
Product: dihydropyrimidinase like 5b
Exons: 12
Coding region: 1-1467 (488 amino acids)
Cellular component (GO): cytoplasm
Molecular function (GO): hydrolase activity, acting on carbon-nitrogen (but not peptide) bonds
Source: RefSeq, a predicted model, not a curated record
AUGGAACCUGCCAGGACUGGAACCCCGGCUGCUCUGAUGGGUGGCACCACUAUGGUGGUGUCCAUGGUGUUGCCUGAGCGUGACUGCUCCCUGCUGGACGCCUACGAGAAGUGCCGCUCCCUGGCCGACGCCAAGGCCUGCUGUGACUACGCCCUGCAUGUGGGCGUGACCUGGUGGGGCACCAAGGUGCGUUCGGAGAUGGAGGCCCUGGUCCGCGAGCGCGGGGUCAACUCCUUCCAGAUGUUCAUGGCCUACAGGGACACCCUGAUGCUGAGGGACUCGGAGCUGUACCAGUCUCUCCAGACCUGCAAGGACAUCGGGGCCAUCGCACGCGUCCACGCGGAGAACGGAGAACUGGUGGCUGAGGGAGCCAGAGAAGCCCUGGAUCUGGGCAUCAGUGGACCAGAGGGCAUUGAGAUCAGCCGUCCAGAGGAGGCAAAGGCGGAGGCUACUCACCGUGCCAUCACCAUCGCCAACAGGGCCCACUGCCCAAUCUAUCUGGUGAAUGUAUCCAGUAUGUCAGCUGGGGACAUGAUCUCUGCUUCCAAGAUGCAGGGUAAGGUGGUCCAUGCUGAAACCACGGUGGCCCAUGCAGUGCUGAAUGGGAUGCAGUAUUACCACCAGGACUGGGCCCACGCUGCUGCCCACGUCAUGGCUCCGCCCCUCCGCCUCGACCCCAACACACCCAACUACCUCAUGGGGUUACUGGGCAAUGACACCGUGAGCGUGGUGGCGUCCGAGCACCGUCCCUUCAGCACCAAACAGAGAGCGCUGGGGAAAGAGGACUUCACCAAGAUACCCCACGGAGUGGCAGGGGUACAGGACAGGAUGAGUGUCAUGUGGGAGAGAGGAGUGGUUGCAGGUAAAAUGGAUGAGAACAGGUUUGUUGCUGUGACGAGCUCAAACGCUGCCAAGAUCUACAACCUGUACCCCCGCAAGGGCCGCAUCAUCCCAGGGGCUGACGCUGACGUGGUCGUCUGGGACCCCGACGCGACAAGGACCAUCUCAGUGAGCACACAGGUCCAGGGUGGAGACUUCAACCUGUACGAGGGUCUGCGUUGUCAUGGCGUUCCUCUGGUAACCAUCAGCCGUGGUCGCCUGGUGUGUGAGAACGGGGUGUUCAUGUGUGCAGAGGGUUCUGGAAAGUUCUACCCCCUCCGCACAUUCCCUGACUACCUCUACAAGAAGAUGGUUCAGCGAGAGAAGAGCCAGGCUUUGAAGGGGAUUGACCGGGACCCCUACUCUGGUGACAUUGCCAAGGUAGCCAGUGUCAGUAAGAAGGAGCUGGGGCCAAUCAUAGAUGGAGACGGAGACGUGACUAAGCCCUGCGCCCGACACGCGGGGGUGCGAGAUCUGCACGAGUCCUCCUUCAGCCUCUCAGGCUCCCAAGUGGACGACCAUAUCCCCAAGAGGUCCUCAGCCCGCAUCCUUGCCCCACCUGGCGGACGAUCCAGUGGCAUCUGGUAACCAUGGACGCUGGAAUGCCAGUUGUCCGAGCCUUGGGGCCGAAGUUUUUGUACAUUUCUGAGCAACCAGAAAAACUGCACUGAUUUUCUACCACAGGGUUAGACUAAGAGGGGAAAAUAAAUCCACUAGUAAGCACUGUUACGUCUUGUUGACAAAUCUAAUUCACAAUGAGUAAUUUGUGAUAUCUAUGAAUCUUAAUUGGAGUGACUUAAAACUGAGUGAUAGAGAUGGUUUAUAAGAGAGUAGAAUGAGUUAAUUAACAGGUGAUGUUUAACCUAAACUGAUAUGAUCUUACAAAAUGUAAUCAACUUAAGUGCUGCUCAUUGUCUGAUAUUUACCUAAAGCAACUUCUGUGACCGGAUAAAACCAGUACAGUUUUUGAUGUGUUGAUCGAAUUGGUGUUGACUGGAAUAGAUAAACAAUGGUAGAAACCGAAUCCAGUAAAAUAUCUAUAUCCCCUUUUAAACGCACAUUAACACACACACUUACACACGCACACACACAAGCACACAUUGGUGCACAAUGCAUAAUCACAGACACAUCAUCGCUUUAGAUUAGUUAGUACAAUUUGCUUCUCCUUGUUUCCAUGGAAAACCCUAGUUUCUGUCUGUGAUGUCCCCACCCCUGUGGCUGGUUUCCUGGUAUGUACGACUUGCUUUUAAAAGUGGUGUUAUAUCAUCACAAACCGUGCUGUGUGGUGAUGAAAUCCAACUGCCUAAACACUCUGACAACAGAUGGUGGGGUCUUAGGUUAGGGGAAAGCUGAUCUCCCUACCUCCACAGCCACUCCCAGAUAACUGAACACUACUGCUCCAAGACUCAGCCCCAACCUGACACAGCCCAGCCCUGCCCACACCUGAUUAGGAAAGAACGAAGGGAUAAUGCAAGGGUGGAAGAAGGAAUACGAGGGAUAAAGGACAAGUCCAUUAAGGGUCAGUUGGUAGUGUAAUGAUAGUUAAAAGGGACGCCCUGAGAAUUUUCUCCGCCCGGCAAGAAAGAUUGAGCUGCACUGUCUCACAAACACUAAUGAUUCCACCCUUUCACUAUUAGUCCUUUCACCGCGUCUAUUGAUGUGUUUCAUUGCUGACCAACAGUGUUAUAUUUAUCCAUCAUGUGUCCUUGUGUAUUUAGAAUGUAUUGUUUUUUAAACUGAUGGAGCAUUUGUGCCAACACGAAUCACCUAUGCCACACUUCCGUGCAGGUAUAUCAACCGGUGCUGUUUUUUUAUCAUUAUUUUUUUUAUCGUUGCAACCUUUAAUCUUUUUAUUGUUGGAUGGUUCCGUUGUUUUGAAGGCACUGUUACUGGUAAAUGACUGUGUGUCCAUGUAGAGUUGUGUUGGACAGUGAACCUAUUGAAUCUGUACGUGGCUGCUUGUUUCUUAACAUACGGAUGAUUGAAGAAUUAAAGCCUGAAAAAACACA